Messenger RNA from Glycine soja, 1701 nucleotides. Its product is annotated as TVP38/TMEM64 family membrane protein slr0305. The record is from RefSeq and is a predicted model, not a curated record. The coding region runs from base 99 to 1112 and encodes 337 amino acids. The transcript is spliced from 7 exons. NCBI's taxonomy places the organism in Eukaryota, Viridiplantae, Streptophyta, Magnoliopsida, Fabales, Fabaceae.
GGCGAGAGGAAGAGAAGAGGGAGGGAGUUUCAUGAACAAUCUAUUUGUGUUGUUGUUGGAAUACUGAGCUGAGAGUGGUGGAGUCAGGAUAUCAUAUCAUGUGCACUCUCUCACUGCCAUGCCUCUCUUAUUCUCUUCACACUCACACUUACCAGUCUGGACGCUUCUCUCCCCCUUGUUCUUUUAUCUUCACACCUCAUAGACGCUCUCACAGUCACUUCCUGACUCCAUGCUCCUCCCUCAGACAGAGAGAAAGAGAGAGCAAAAAGCAACUAGGCAAGAUCAACACUGCCCCGUCUGAGUCUGGCUUGAAGCGCUUGUUUAGUCCCAAUAACAACAAGACCGAAGUCGAAGGUGACGCCGACGCCGACGCCGACGCCGACGCUGACCUCGACUUCCAGGAUGGAACCGCCUUGAAGGGCACCCUCUUGGCCGGUCUCUUGCUCCUCGGUGUUGUUGGCGGUUUUGCCUCCGUUGGCUAUAUCUACAAGGACCAAGUCAAUUCCUUCUUGAACCACCUCUCCGUCUUCAUUGAAGGUUAUGGUCCUGCUGGAUAUGCAUUAUUCGUUGCCGUUUAUGCUGGAUUGGAGAUCCUUGCAAUUCCUGCCAUUCCUUUAACCAUGUCAGCUGGACUUCUAUUUGGAUCUGUUGUCGGCACUAUCAUAGUCUCUAUCAGCGGAACAGUGGCAGCCAGUGUUGCUUUUCUAAUUGCAAGAUAUUUUGCUCGUGAGCGAAUUGUAAAACUAGUGGAAGGAAAUAAGAAGUUUGUUGCUAUUGACAAAGCAAUUGGAGAAAAUGGGUUCAGGGUUGUGACCCUGCUUCGUUUGAGCCCUCUGCUGCCAUUUUCUUUGGGGAAUUAUUUAUAUGGAUUAACAUCUGUUAAGUUUAUUCCAUAUGUAUUGGGAAGUUGGUUGGGGAUGCUUCCAGGAACAUGGGCUUAUGUCAGUGCUGGUGCUUUUGGAAGAGCAAUAAUUCAAGAUGAAUCUGAACUUAGUAAUAUAUUUGGAGGAAACAGUCAGUUGCUAACACUGGGGCUGGGACUGUUGGCCACUGCAUUAGCUGCUGCAUAUGUCACACGACUUGCAAAGGAUGCUAUAAAGGACAUUGAAUAGAUCCGCUAGACAGUAGACACAACCCAGCAUUUGGGAAUGAAGACAAACAAAUCCACAUGAAUAGAUUGGGAAACGAAUAAACCAUCAAUUCGGUCUUUUAAGUAUUACUCUUUCUCUAAAGUCUUUGAAGUAAUGAAAUUAUAUAAGUAGUCCCUAAGGUAUUUUGAAUGUUCAUCAAUUUAAUCCCUACUUUGAUAUUUUUUACUAACUUCCAGGAACUAGUUUGAAGGAUUGUUCGAUGCUUGAAAGACUAUUUAGCAUGAUUUUUAAUACUCGAGGGAUUACUUAUAUAAUUUGUUUACUUUAAGGACGAUUUAGAAGAGAAAGUAAUAUUUUAAGGAGGAAAUUAAUGGUUUGUUCAUUGGAAACUGAUGUCUUCGUAAAUAAACAUCAAUUAUGAUAGAUGAAAGAGAACUAAGGAAACAGAUAGACCCAGCAUGUCCCUUGUAAAUUACAGUAUUCUUAUUGAACUCAGGUAGGAUCAUUUUGUUUCUUUUGCAAUGCCCCCUUCUUACAUAAUUAUUACAUUGCACGAACAGUUUACCUGCGUCAUUUAUAAAAUUACGACGCAUUAAUUUCUUAACGGACA